AUGGAUUCAUCAACAACUCCUAAUGGAAAAGACAUUGCCAAUCAAAGAGACCAAGAGACAGAAACCCAAGAAACACAACAAGAGUUUGCAUCUCCUGACAAUUCAGGAAAAAGAAAAGAAGUCCCCAGCUCAAGCAGACCUACAUCUCAGCCAGCGAAGGCCACUAAGGUGUUUAGCUCACGGUCAACUGUUUGGGAUCACUACACAAGGACACCAGACAAUCGAGACAAAUGUGUCUGCCACUAUUGCAAGAAGACGUUCGCUUGCCCAACCAAAUCCGGGACAUCCAACCUGCAGAAACAUCUUAAUACCUGCAAGCAUUACAAAGCGUGGGAAGAGGGGAAAGUUCGUGCUCAGCCUGUGAUCAGCGAAGAUGGUUAUCUGAAGGACGCCAAGGUUUCAGAAGAUUUGUUCAAGGAAGCUACAAAUGAGAUGCUUAUCAUCGGUGAGAUGCCACUUGCCUUUGUUGAAAGCUUGGCAUGGAAAUGUUUCUGCAACAAAAUGAAUCUGCCCAAACCACACUCGAGGAGGACUGCAACAAGACAGAUUGUUGAGAUGUAUGUGAAGAGGAAGGCUGCACUGAGGGAAUGGUUCAAAGUUAACAAGCAGCGAGUGUCUUUAACAACUGAUAUAUGGAUCGCUCAAUCAACAGGUGCUAGUUAUAUGGUGAUCACAUCUCAUUUCAUCGAUGCUGCUUGGAAACUGAAGAAGCUGAUCCUUGGUUUUAAGUACAUCACUGAUCACAAAGGUCAGACCAUUUCAACCGUUCUGCUUGAUUGUUUAUCUGAGUGGGGUAUAGAGAAGGUUUUCUGUAUCACUGUUGAUAAUGCGACUGCAAACACAUCGGCUCUUAGGAAGUUUAAGAGUAGUUUUGCAUUGCUUGGUAAUGAUGCGUUUGUUCUGCAUGGGGAUUUUAUGCAUUUGAGAUGUUCUGCACACAUCAUAAACUUGAUUGUGAAAGAAGGUUUGGCUGCAGUGGAUUUUAAUGUUUCUGCUAUCCGGAAGUUAACAAGAGGAAGUUUGCCUUUGGAUUGCAAGACUCGCUGGAACUCAAUGUAUUUGAUGUUGUCAAGGGCUAUUGAGUUCAGGGUAGCAUUCAACAAGAUGGAGGCAGAGGACCGGCUAUACAAUGAUCACUUCUUGGAGUUUGAGAAUGGAAUCAAGCGCAUUGGACCUCCUGAGAUUGUUGAUUGGAAUGCAAUUGAGAGGUUAGUGUGGUUCCUCAUCAUCUUCUACAACUCUACUUUGGUUGUAUCUGCAUCGACUUCUCUGAACUCUUUUAAAUGCUACGGUGAGAUAGUCACAAUAGAGAAGAACUUGAUAGGAUUGACCCGUAGUUUAGACUCGGAUUUGAAGGGUAAGGCUGAGGAGAUGCUUAAGAAAUUUGAUAAGUAUUGGGAUGGUAUGAGGAACAUCAACAAGAUGCUGAUUGUAGCUACUGUCUUCGAUCCUACAAAGAAGAUGCAGUUUGCUAAGAUGUGUUUCGAGAAACUUUAUGGUAAAGACACUGCAGAUGCUCAAGAAAUGUUUCAGUCUGUCAUGGAUGUUCUUCGGGAUUUGUUCAAAGAGUACAGUGCUUGGUUUCAUACUGAUGAAGGCGUUCAAGCAUCUCAAGCUCCACAACCAGCAUCAUUCGGUAGCCAAGAGCAGCCAGCAUGUGAAAGAAUCAAUCUGAUUGAUGAGUCGGGGUAUGAGAGGAUGGACUGUAUGUAUGCGGAGUUGGUUGAUCUGAUAGAGGAUCGAGAAGCAAAAGAUGAGUUGGAAACUUAUCUGAAAGAGAGUGUUGUCAAUCCGAGAACCAUGCUUGGAGUGGAGUUUGAUGUUCUGUCUUGGUGGAAGGUUAAUUUCUCAAAGUUUCCGAUUCUUGCAGAGAUUGCUCGUGAUGUCCUUGCGAUGCAAGUGUCAUCUGUUGCUUCUGAAAGUGCAUUUAGCACUAGUGGUCGAAUCAUUUUCCCUCAUAGAAGUUGCCUAACUCACUAUAUGAUUGAAGUGCUAAUGUGUUUAGAGCAAUGGAUGAAGGCAGAUCUUCGUGGCAGUGAAGGCAGAGUGGUGACAAUGGAACAAAUUCUUAGUGAAUUUGAGUAUGAAGACAAGCUCAAGCGAGAUUAUGAUUCUCAAGCAACACAAGAAGAAUAA
Messenger RNA from Raphanus sativus (radish), 2136 nucleotides. RefSeq names its product zinc finger BED domain-containing protein RICESLEEPER 2-like. The record is from RefSeq and is a predicted model, not a curated record. Gene Ontology annotation, molecular function: protein dimerization activity; DNA binding. The coding region runs from base 1 to 2136 and encodes 711 amino acids. NCBI's taxonomy places the organism in Eukaryota, Viridiplantae, Streptophyta, Magnoliopsida, Brassicales, Brassicaceae. The transcript is spliced from 4 exons.